Molecule: messenger RNA, 1374 nt
Organism: Glycine soja
Lineage: Eukaryota; Viridiplantae; Streptophyta; Magnoliopsida; Fabales; Fabaceae
Product: putative serine/threonine-protein kinase-like protein CCR3
Exons: 1
Coding region: 1-1374 (457 amino acids)
Biological process (GO): protein phosphorylation
Molecular function (GO): ATP binding; protein serine/threonine kinase activity
Source: RefSeq, a predicted model, not a curated record
AUGGUGAAUUCGGGAGCUUCCCCUGUCCAUAGUUUUGCUUCAGCAGUGGACAAUGCGAUGGGUAGUAUUGGUGGAGAUUUGGGAGCAUUUCACGUGCAUGGUUUUGCUUCGGCAGUGAACAAUGCCAUGAUUAGUACUAGUGGAAGUUUGGGAGCAUUGCCUGUGUAUGAUUUUGCUUCAGCAGUGAACAAUGCCAUGAGUAGUACUAGUGGAAGUUUGGGAGCAUUGCCUGUGUAUGGUUUUGCUUCGGCAGUGAACAAUGCAAUGAUUAGUACCAGUGGAAGUUUGGGAGCAUUACCCGAGCAUGGUUUUGCUUCGGCAGUGAACAAUGCCAUGAGUAGUACUAGUGGAAGUUUGGGAGCAUUACCUGUGCAUGGUUUUUCUUCGGCUGUGGACAAUGCUAUAAGAAGUAGAAGUAGAGCAGAUUUGGGAAGAUCCAGUUCCCCCGUGCAUGGUUUUGCUAUGGAAGAUGUUUGUGGUUCAUUCAGACUGGCAGAGCUUGUAGCAGCAACCAACAAUUUCUCGCGUGACAACAUGAUUAGCCAUGGCAGGAUUGGCUUUGUGUACAAAGGCAAACUCUUUGAUGGUCGUGAGGUGGCUAUCAAGAGGGUUGGAACCAGUACUUCAAACAUUAAGGAGUUUCAAAGCAUUACACUUGGGCCUUUAUUCUUGACCAAUUGUCUACACCACAAGCACUUGGUUCGGCUUCUAGGGUUGUGUGAAGAGAAAAGUGAAAGGCUCUUGGUGUAUCAGUACAUGAAGAAUAGAGCGUUGUAUGAUCAUUUGCAUGACAAGAACAAUGUGGAGAAGGGUAGCACUAUGUUGAAUUCGUGGAAAAUGAGGAUCAAAAUUUCUUUGGACGCUUCCCGUGGAAUAGAAUAUAUACAUAAUCAUUUAUAUUCUAUUCACGGAAAUAUCAAGUCCUCCAACAUUCUUCUUGAUGCCACUUGGACGGCAAAAGUAUCUGAUUUUGGGAAGGUAUCAGCAGGAACUAGACAUGUAUUGACAGAAAAGAGUGAUGUGUAUGGGUUUGGAGUUGUACUGCUAGAGCUUUUAACGGGAAAGAAACCUAUACUCAAGAAUGAGGAAGAUGGAAGCACCCGAUUACAUGUGAUAGACUUUGCAGAGCCUGCUAUUUUGGCUGGAGAACUGGUGAAAAUUUUGGACCCAAGGGUUGGACCACCCGGUGUGAAUGAAGUUGAGGCACUGGAGUUAGUGGCCGAUACAGCUAUCCAUUGUGUGAAAAGGGAAGGGAAAGAUAGACCAACCAUGGCUGACAUUGUGUUCAAUUUGGAGAGGGCUUUGGCUACUUGUGGUAAUGGCCAUCGUAGCCCUGAGAAAAUAAUGGGAUUAUUGAUAGCAAUAACCAGAUAA